Molecule: messenger RNA, 1524 nt
Organism: Ruditapes philippinarum (Manila clam)
Lineage: Eukaryota; Metazoa; Mollusca; Bivalvia; Venerida; Veneridae
Product: lachesin-like
Exons: 8
Coding region: 1-888 (295 amino acids)
Biological process (GO): synapse organization
Cellular component (GO): neuron projection membrane
Source: RefSeq, a predicted model, not a curated record
AUGGCUAUAUGGAAAAAUGCAGCUUCCACCAGUGCCUCUAGCACCGGUUUAUGCAAAUUUCCAAGACGAAAACUUCCCCCGAAAUUCUACCCUACUCCUACAAAUGUGACGUACGAGAAAGGCGGACUAGCAAUAUUAUACUGCAGGGUUGAAAACCUUGGAACUAAAACGGUAAUAUGGAGGAAACAACCUUAUAUCAUACCAAUUACAGUGGGUCAAGAGCAAUUUGUAGAAAUAAACAGAUUUUAUUUAAGUCAUGUUCCAUACCGAGAAGAAUGGAAUCUUCUUAUAAAGAACGUCCAGCCAUUCGAUGCGGGUACAUAUGAAUGCCAGAUUAGCUCAACAAAAAAGGUUUUAAGAAGAAAUAUUACUUUGAAUGUCAUAGAAAGCAGUGGACUAUAUAAACCAGAAAUAUCAAUUACAGGGACUAGAGUUGUAGAAAGAGGCCAAAGUAUACAUCUUACAUGUAAUGCAUCAGGGAAAAACUCGCCACCAGACAGUAUUGACUGGUACAAAGAUGGGAAUGUUCUUAGUACAGAAACACGAGGAGACAUACGAAUUGAAAAGCAAAUUUCAUAUAGAUCAAAUAUGAUAGUUAGCAAACUGACGAUUGAAAAAUCAUAUAUGGAUGAUACAGGAACGUUCGUCUGCGUGACACCAGAACUGAUGACGGCUACAUUUAAAGUAGACGUUAUUAACAGUAUAAAUGACAAAGACCGGAAAGAUAAGCGAGAAAACGAGGACUACACGCAUGGCGGGUCAGAUACGCAAGGAGGAUAUCCAAGAUAUUCUGGGCAAACAGAUAUUCAUAUAAAACAAAUAUAUAAACUUAUACGUUUACAUCAUUUGCUAGCAUUUUUGUCAUAUAUUACUAUACACUUUCGGUAGCAAUUGUUCUACAUUCAAAUCAUUUACAUACAACUCGACACACAAGUGCAGCUCUAAGACAAAUUCUAUAAAUAAAAAGUGUUUGUCGAUUGUCGCAAAGAUACACUUUGUCUGUGUGUUAAUAAUGGAAAAAAAUUAUAUAUAAAAUUCGUUUUUAAUCGGAUAAUAAUGCUCGGUUAAAGCAGCACAUGUGCAUGUUCAUAAGUAUAAAAAUGUCUCAUUCCGAUGUAAAUUAUUUACUGGAAAUUUGAUAGUAUAUUUCGUAAACCGUAAUAUAUCGACUCUAGAUAUUGUUUUGAGUCUGAAACAGGCAUAAAAACUUAUCACUGAGUAAAUACAAACAUAUAGAAUAUAGAAAUUGGUUUAUUAAAUCCUAUGAUGCAAAUGUUGACAGAAUAGUUUCAAUGUUUUGUUAACGCAUCAUUAUAAAAUAAGAUAAUGCUAUCUACCAUACCUGAUGAAAGAAUAGAUUCUAUUCUUUGCUCUCCAUAUAAUCAUUUUAUGAAACUAAAUCUGAUGCAAACUUGUCGAUUUUGCUCAUCUUCAUCUUAUGUAUAUAAAGAGAAGCUAAUUAUUACUUACGCAUGUACAUAUUUAAGUUAUAUUGUUACAUUCAUGUGUAAUAUAAAGAGAUUA